AUGGCAUCGAACCAAAACAGCCCGUACGUCACGACCCGAAAACAGGCCGUCGUAGAAGCGUGGAGUCAGGGUUUCAACGUCGGAGCCGUUGUCAUCCUUAUUUUGCUUGUUCUAUGCAACUAUCGCAGAAAGACACUACUACAUAAGCUUAUUCUUGGUGAACUACUCCUUGCGCUCGGACAUGGAUUCUUUGCAUUCUUUGAAGAGCCAGAAUAUGGAUGGAUCCUCAGCAGCACCGCAACUCUGCUCUACGUCUCAUACUUCAUCCACAAUCUCAUCGCGUGGCUAAAGAUCCGACCGUUUCUUCCUAAAUGGGGCGCACGAAUCUUCAUCAUCACAUUGCUCAUGGUUCAACCUUACUGGAUUCUCGAAACUUGGGCAAACUUCCAAUACCACAACCACCUCGGUAGCCGAAUUUUUGACACAUCAAGAUUACUCGAACCGCUGUUCAGAGACCCAUGGUGGGUUUUCACGACGAUAAAAUUGGUCAUGGCCAUUCGCGAGAACUACGAAUUUACGAUAUCCGGUCUGGUUCGCACAAGCCCACGCUUCGGAAUCAUGCUUCUUUGUCUUCUUCUCUCAAUUGUGUUCUUAAUCACGGAUGUCGUCUUCAUGAUUGUGGUAUCUAAGAGAGGUGGAAUGAAUCCAUUUUGGAGGCUAGCCCUGGUAUUCAAAUGCGCAUCCGACGUUAUAUUCCUCGACGAUUUCAAGAGUGUUCUGGACCGAAUAUCGGAAUCAGCCAUGAGAAAAAUCACGACCUUCGAGUACAGAGAUAACGCCUCACCCUCGGUCCAUCCGCCGGCUUCUACCGAUUUCUCGAUGCCUGGAUACAAUCGUAAGAUUUCACGGUUUGAAUCGUCCUCUAGAGCAGAAUUGGGGUCAAUCCUACGUCCAAUGGGCUCAAGGGACGAUGGACAUUACGAGUUUGCAGCAAACAUCAGUCAGACUUAUGUAGAUGGAGUUCCACAGUGGCAUGAGGAGAAUGCCCAAAAUUUUGUUUCUCACGCCCCGCGUCAGAGAGGUGAGUCUGAAGAUACUAUGCUAACAAGAGUGGAUCGCGAACAACAGGGACGAUCACAAGAUAUCCCAAUGGAGCCUAUCAAGGCGUGGACGAGGGAUGACCAAUUACAUUAA
Molecule: messenger RNA, 1134 nt
Organism: Fusarium venenatum
Lineage: Eukaryota; Fungi; Ascomycota; Sordariomycetes; Hypocreales; Nectriaceae
Source: RefSeq, a predicted model, not a curated record